AAAUACCCAACAUGACAUAGUUCAUUAGCAUCAGCAAGAUUAUCUGAAACACUCAGCAAUCAAAAACUUUCAGUUUCCAUUAUCUUUUUCUGUUUUUCGUUGAUCAUUGUUUCGGUUGGGUAAGCGAGAUGGCUAUGGUCCCGAGUUUAUUUGGUAACCGAAGGAGCAGCGUCAUCGAUCCUUUCGCUCUUGAUGUAUGGGAUCCUUUCAAGGACUUCCCUUUUCCUUCUUCACUGACGACAGGUUCCUCAGAAACCUCGGCUUUUGUCAAUGCCCGUAUGGACUGGAAGGAAACCCCUGAAGCUCACGUCUUUAAGGCUGAUCUUCCAGGGCUAAAGAAAGAAGAGGUUAAAGUGGAGGUUGAAGAUGACAGGGUGCUUCAAAUCAGUGGGGAGAGGAAAAUAGAAAAGGAAGACAAGAACGACACCUGGCACCGUGUGGAGCGGAGUAGUGGGAAGUUUUCGAGGAGGUUUAGGUUGCCGGAGAAUGUGAAGAUGGAUCAAGUCAAGGCUUCAAUGGAAAAUGGAGUUCUUACAGUUACUGUUCCUAAGGUGGAAGUGAAGAAACCUGACGUCAAAGCAAUUGAGAUUUCUGGUUAAAGAGCUUCAAUGGUUUUGUUGUUGACAUACUAAAGCUAUUAUAAGGUACUCUGUGUCUUCAUGUUUGGCGUGUGUUUUAUGUUUUCCAUGUCUUGUUUAGAUGAGUAGACAAGAUCCCUUGUGUGUGGAUGACAGGUUGAAGUAAUUAUCAAAUUACAGUUUGUAAUGUUAUCAAGUUUCUAUCAAUCAAUGUAAAUUGUUCUUUCA
Molecule: messenger RNA, 806 nt
Organism: Gossypium arboreum
Lineage: Eukaryota; Viridiplantae; Streptophyta; Magnoliopsida; Malvales; Malvaceae
Product: 17.3 kDa class I heat shock protein-like
Exons: 1
Coding region: 129-599 (156 amino acids)
Biological process (GO): response to salt stress; response to hydrogen peroxide; protein folding
Source: RefSeq, a predicted model, not a curated record